CGAGGCGGCGCCACCAUCUUUGAGCCUCUGGGCCCCUGUCUUGGUAGGCGGCUGUGGGAGUUAGGGAGGUAGGUGGGCUGCGCCGCGCCGCCUCCGGUCCACAGCCGUGCCUGUUUCUGUCCUUCUGCCGCGGUCCCACGAUGCCGCAGUACCAGACUUGGGAGGAGUUCAGUCGCGCAGCGGAGAAACUCUACCUCGCCGACCCAAUGAAGGCCCGUGUGGUUCUCAAAUAUAGGCAUUCUGAUGGGAGUUUGUGUAUUAAAGUAACAGAUGAUUUAGUUUGUUUGGUGUAUAGAACAGACCAAGCUCAAGAUGUAAAGAAGAUUGAGAAAUUCCACAGUCAACUAAUGCGACUUAUGGUGGCCAAGGAAUCCCGCAGUGUUGCCAUGGAAACGGACUGAAUGGUUUGAAAUGAAGACUGUUAUGUUCUUAGGAAGUAAAUAUCUUUUGAAUUUGAAAGAGUAUUGGGAGAGAAAAUACUUUAUGUAACUAAGUGGGCUAUUCAGAAGCCAAGAGAUCAUUUUUUUGUACUUUGUUUUUUAAUGUUUACUUUAGAGAGCCAGGAAUGUAAAUGCUUUCAGUUAGGAAGCCUUUAUUUAUUUUUUGGAGAUUGAACAAAAAAUGCAUCUAUCUUGGAAACUUUUUGUAGAUUAUUUGGUGUUAAGCAAAAUAAAUAAUUACUUGCUGUUAAGUUUGUAUCAGUAACUUGAAAAUGAGAUUAAGAAAAGCCAGUUCUUCCUUAAAUUUAGUUAAUCUGUGUUUAAAAGAAAAUUGAAUAUAAUUGUUUUGCUAGAUUGAUGCAUAAAUUUUGUGCUGUUGAUGACCAGCAAAUAUAAAAUAAGGUAACUGGAAUUAACUGUGCACAGCAAUAUAGCUGAUUAUAUAUAGUAGUAUAGUCUCAAUUAUAUCUAAAAAUAAUUAUGAAAACAGGUAUGCUUUACCUUAAACUUUACAAAUUUAAGCUAUAUUUUUUAAAUAUAAGGGGUUCAUAUUAUCAUUAACUUGUUGAGCAAAGACUUACUUUGAAUCUAAUUUUCAGUGCUCUGAAACAUCUGCAGUUACUUUAAAUGCAUGAACAGAAUGAUCACUAAUGGAUUGAAAUCACCAUAUUACAGAAUACUUGCCACAUAUUUGCCAUCUAUCUUUUCUCAGAAGGGCUAAAGAUUAUUUGAACUGUUAAAUUUUUGCAUACCUCUAUGAUACCCCAGCCCGUUUCUCUCUUUACUUAACCAAGGUAUUAAGCAUGACUGUCACAACUGUUUCCUUUAAACCAGAAAUAUGAUAUUAUUUGACAUUUAUCUUAUAUUUGCAAUUAAUUUUACCAACCUAAAUAUAAUGUUAUAUGUUGAUUCCCACAUUAAAAUAUUUUUUAUUUGGAAUUUGUUGUGCUGACCAGCAUUUCAACAUGCAAGGUUCCAUUAACUGUAUGAAUUUUGGCAUGUUUCAGAGAGGUCAGUAAAUAAAAUAUUACAUAAAUGUGUAUUAUGUCUCUUUAAGUUUAUAACUUCUUAAGAAUAAUUGAUUUCUUGACUGGGAUAUUCUACGUUAGUUUAGACUAAAGUGAGCCUAUUAUGCUGUAUGUAUGUUUUAUUUGUUUCUUCAUACUUUUAUUACUCAGCUUUCUCUGUUAUAGCAUUUGGUUUCCCCCCCCCCCCCCCUGUUUCUCACAGUUGUAUUACAAAAGAACCAUGCUAGCUUUUUUCAGUCUCCUAUUGAUAGACAUUUGGUUGUUUCCAGGCUUUUGCUGUUAGGAUGCUGCACUGAAUAUACACAUGAGUAGUAUAUGUGUACAUUCGAUUUCUAGAAAUAAAAUUGGUGAAUCAAAGGG
Cervus elaphus (red deer) is the source of this 1828-nucleotide messenger RNA. It is a transcript of the gene SRP9, whose product is annotated as signal recognition particle 9. The coding region runs from base 141 to 401 and encodes 86 amino acids. Gene Ontology annotation, molecular function: 7S RNA binding. Gene Ontology annotation, cellular component: signal recognition particle, endoplasmic reticulum targeting. Gene Ontology annotation, biological process: SRP-dependent cotranslational protein targeting to membrane; negative regulation of translational elongation. The record is from RefSeq and is a predicted model, not a curated record. The transcript is spliced from 3 exons. Lineage: Eukaryota; Metazoa; Chordata; Mammalia; Artiodactyla; Cervidae.